AUGUCAUUCGACGCAGCGCAACACCGUGCUCAUCUCAAAGACUUUCCAGAAUAUAUCACUGCUGGUAACCUCAAAAACAAUUACAUGUGGCAGACACAGAAAUACGGACGAUUGCUGAUGCAAAAGAGUACACGACAACCCCUAAACAUCAUAAUGGUAGGAUGUGUGGAAGCUUACCGCUUCAAUUGUGGUCCUGCUGGAACCUGUUUCAAACUGGACGUUGCUGGUCUUGAAAAGUCUAAACAACAGUUCCACCUCGGAAAACCUGCAGAAGAACUGUUCGCAGAGGACUUUAUGCGUGCAGUCACAGUCCUGGAGAAAUUACAGACUGCAACAGCCAAGACUAAAGAGAAGAAGAACCUGAUAGUCAAAGAAUACGACGAGACAAUGGUUAGAUUCAUGCAUCGCCUGUUCAAAAAAAGGGAGAAACCCAUUUUACAACCCAAAAAGUUCGGGACUUACCUGGAGGACCUCGAGAAUCCAUCUGAAUUGGAGCAACAAGAAGAUUGUGAAAUGGUGGAUGAAGAGACUGACCUAUGGCCUGUGCCUCCCCAUCUCGCCAAGGAGCUUGAAAGAAUCAAGUACAACUUCAUCACCAAUCCUCUCCCCAUAUACAAAGAUGAAGAAUUCGUGGGACCGGCAGCUGUGGAAAAAUGCAUGAGUGAAGCCCUUGUAGAGGUAACUUUCAAUUUGGAGCAUUAUGCCAUCUUCAAACAAAAUGAACCUGUGCACGACACCUUCGAUGCGGACAUCCUUCAGGUAAAUAUCUUGAAAGAUGGAGAUGAUACACCUCUGAGCGCGUUUAAACUGCACGAUGUGCAUGAAGGCCCAGUGAAGCUGCAAAAGAAGAGGUCCCUGGUGAUGAGUGCUGAAGAACCUGCAGCUAAGAAGACAAAAAAGAAUGACGAUGGGAAUGCGACAACGUCACAGAAGGGAAAGCAGAAAGAAGUGUGA
Molecule: messenger RNA, 954 nt
Organism: Suillus discolor
Lineage: Eukaryota; Fungi; Basidiomycota; Agaricomycetes; Boletales; Suillaceae
Exons: 3
Coding region: 1-954 (317 amino acids)
Source: RefSeq, a predicted model, not a curated record